CGCGGGCAGCGCGCAGCAUGGCCGCGCUGCGCAGCGCCCCGGCCCCGGCCCCAAUCCCAGCCCCAAUCCCAGCCCCAGUCGCAGCCCAAACCCCAGCCCCCGAGCCGGCCCCGGCCCCGCUGCCGGCCCCGUCCCGCCCCUCCGCUCCCCGCCGCCCCGCGCCCGCCCCGCGCCGCGCAUAAAAAGGGCCCCGCGGCCGCCCCCGCCCCGCUCCGCUCCGCGCUCCGCUCCGCCGGCCCCGGCCAUGGCCAAGGACCAGCUGAAGCCGCGGCUGUGCCACAUGCUGAAGGGGGAGAACGGCUACGGCUUCCACCUGCACGGCGAGAAGGGCAAGAGCGGGCAGUUCAUCCGCAAAGUGGAGCCCGGCUCCCCCGCCGAGGCGGCGGGGCUGCGCGCCGGGGACCGCGUCGUGGAGGUCAACGGGCUCAACGUGGAGCAGGAGACGCACCACCAGGUCGUGCAGCGCAUCAAAGCUGUGGAGACAGAGACUCGCUUGCUCGUGGUGGACAAGGAGACGGACGAGUACCUGUGCAGCCUGCGCCUGACGUGCACGGAGGAGAUGGUGCACAGCGGGGUCCUGCUGGGCUCUGGCGUCUCGCCCACCAAGUCGGUGGGCAGCGACAACGGGGAGGUCUGGAAGCCGCAGCUGGACCUGAGCGGGGGCAGCCUCCAGCGGCACUCGCACAGCUUCUCCUCGCACGGCAGCAGGAAGGAUUUAAACGGACAGAAAGAGCUGUGCCCACGUCUCUGCCACCUGAAGAAAGGCCCCAAUGGCUACGGCUUCAACCUGCACAGCGAGAAGUCCCGGCCGGGGCAGUUCAUCCGCUCGGUCGACCCGGACUCGCCAGCCUCCAGAGCGGGACUGCGGCCCCAGGACCGGCUGGUGGAGGUGAACGGGAUAAACGUGGAGGGGCUGAGGCACUCGGAGGUCGUGUCCCACAUCAAGGCCAGGGAGAGCGAAGCCAGGCUCCUGGUGGUGGACCCCGAAACAGAUGAUUACUUCAAGAAGCUGGGGGUGACCCCCACCGAGGAGCACACCAAAGGUGUGGUGCCUCAGCCCCUGACGAAUGGAUCCGCGCAGACGCAGCUGAAUGGAGGAUCCACAUCUUCAUCUCACAGUGACCUUCAAAGUCCCGGGAAGGAAUCAGAGGACGGAGACUCGGAGAAGAGGGACCCGUUUGAGGAGAGCGGGCUGAGCCUGAGCCCCACGGCUGCCGAGGCCAAGGAGAAGGUGCGGGCCAAGCGGGUGAAGAAGAGGGCUCCGCAGAUGGACUGGAACAAGAAGCGAGAGAUUUUCAGUAAUUUCUGAACCUCGCUGGUGGCGCUGCCUGCCUUCCCCCACACCUGGCCGGACGUUCAGAGGUGCCUGCGCCCUCUCCUUCAGUGUCCACGUGAGAUGCUUUGUGCUCUGCUCUUCACUGGUUGCUUUUAUGAGGCGUAUUUUAAAGUCCUUUUUUAUUGUUGUUAUUAUUAUUAUUAUUGUUGUUACUCACCAGCGAUUCUCAUAAGACAAAUGUGACCAAAGCUCCUUUUCUUGCUUGCUCUUCAGCCCGGUCUGGCUGCCUGCUGUCCCCUGUUCCUGCUGAGAAAAGACUGGAAGAGUUUAACUCUCGUUUCUUACCUGCAUAAUUUAGGGUUUUAUUACUUUUUUUUUUAAAUUGGGGUGUUAGUUUUGGUUUUGCGGGUGUCCCAGGCUGAGCCCCAUGGGAUGCUCUGUGCCCCUGCGCAAAUGUCUUACGGCCUCGCCGUGGUGGGUGGCCAGGGGGGUGGCAGCACCCCCAGCCUGCAGCUUUACCCCCUCGCAAUGGGAGAAUGGGCAGUGGCUGUAAAUUGCUCGUGUUGACUUUGCUAUUGAAAUGAAAAAGUUCUCGUUGUUUUUAAUGAAGUCCUAUCUGUUUCCAGUUGAUUUAGGAGCCUCCCUCCCAGCAGCAACUUCUGCCCCAGCAAUAAAAGCCCCUUUUCCACCCCCUGUCCUCCCAGGUGGCAGGAUGUACAAGCAAGACAAACCCAGUCCCCAAAUGCCCCCGGCCUCACGGUUUGCACAACGCAGCGAGCAGUGCAGGAGAUGCUGCAGGGCUAAGCAUGUCUCCAGGGAGCCCUCGGGGCUGGCACGUGCUCCCUGCCUCCCGCUCCCCCCUUGUGUCCCCCAUCCCUGGGCAGGGCUGGCGGGGUCCCCAAAGCUCCCGGGUCUCAGUGGGGCUGGUGACAGAGCAGACUCAUAGUUAGGAGAGGGUUGAUGUCCUGGGCAAUGGCUUUGGCGCUGUGUCCUCCUUUAGUACCAAAAGCAGGGUGUUUUCAAAUCCUCGAAACAUACCUUUAGAGCACUGCAGAUGAAGCCAGUGUAAGCUCUUCAUUACUCGCCUUUGGCUGUGAACAAGGAAGACGAAACACGAUGCGCUCGCAGGCUGCAGGCGGAGGUGUUUCGCCGGGGAAGGUCCCGGCGGCGAUGGGCUGGCUCCCCCCGUGCCUCUCACAGCGCCCCGGGCCCAGCCGCGGAGCCUGCCCUGUGUUUUGGCUCCAGUGUCAAAGCCGCAGGGGGAAGGGACUGGGCACAGUUGCGUGCAAAACCACUUUUCCCAGCUCAAUGCAAAUGGCAGCAAUAACUUGGCCGUUAAUGACUAUUUUAAACAAAAGACUUGGCUGCGACUUUGCCCUGUAUUAUUCCCCAGAGCUGAUGUAUUACAAGGCAGAGGCCUUUGGGUUGGUCGGCGCACUACGGAUGUUGUUGUGGCUCUGUGUGCAUUUCCUAAACGCUGAACUAAAAGGUGCCUUAUAACAUUUGCUGCUCUCCUCGGCGGCUGCCCGCGGCUCAGCACAGGGGCAGCGCGGGGCCAGAGAGCUGCCGGGGCUGCUGCUGGCUGGCGAGAGCACGGAAACCCUCAGGGGUGAAGGAGAUUUCUCUUUUAUGAAAGUGCAAAGUGUUGAUGGGCUGAACAGGUUGAAAAAAUGCCUUUGGAGAGGGACUGGCGCAGGUGUUUGGCUAUUGGUGACAAGACUGGCGGCAGGAUGACGGCUCAGGAUUCAGAGAGGCUUUUCCCCCCACCAGGACUCUGCCAAUAACUAGAGGCCUCUUCUCUACCCCACCUCAAAGACGAUUAGCUCCUCUCCUUUUGGUCCCCAAAAUAUUUGCUUCUGUAGGAAAUCAGUAAUGACUGAAGGAGCCCUCCUUUUUCACGGUAUGCACGUUGCUUCCAGUGCCUGCGUAGCCAAACCCCAGACAGUGUUCCAGUCUGUGCGGGGCAGAGUGCUCCCCACUACACCGUGAACUCGACCCACCGUGCAUGUCAGAGAGCAAAGACUCGUUUGUAAAUACCGCAUUUCUCACCCAAGACUGGACCACUGUAGUUAAGGGGGGAAAAAAGAACACGUAGUUCUGAAUGCAGAUCAAAAGAAAUCAGGUGUGCAAGUCUGUACUGAUAAGAUUUCAAAAUCUUAAUCUCUGCUUAGUCCAUGGAAAUUGCUCCUGGUUAAAGCACUUAUCAUAUUUCUGACAUCUUGUAGCUCAGUAGUAAUUAUUCAGUUCCUGUACAUUUAACGUGGAAAAAAAAUAAAUCAAUAAAGUGUAAGGCUGUUAGUUGCAUUGUAAAAACAAUGUACACUGUAAUGUCAGUAAUAAACUUUGUUUUCCCAUGUA
Cygnus olor (mute swan) is the source of this 3634-nucleotide messenger RNA. RefSeq names its product SLC9A3 regulator 2 (gene NHERF2). The record is from RefSeq and is a predicted model, not a curated record. The coding region runs from base 245 to 1309 and encodes 354 amino acids. Gene Ontology annotation, cellular component: apical plasma membrane. The transcript is spliced from 7 exons. Gene Ontology annotation, biological process: protein localization to plasma membrane. Lineage: Eukaryota; Metazoa; Chordata; Aves; Anseriformes; Anatidae. Gene Ontology annotation, molecular function: signaling receptor binding; protein-membrane adaptor activity.